Messenger RNA from Pocillopora damicornis (cauliflower coral), 5669 nucleotides. RefSeq lists its product as uncharacterized. Gene Ontology annotation, biological process: signal transduction. The record is from RefSeq and is a predicted model, not a curated record. NCBI's taxonomy places the organism in Eukaryota, Metazoa, Cnidaria, Anthozoa, Scleractinia, Pocilloporidae. Gene Ontology annotation, molecular function: protein binding.
UGUUGAGGACCGAGUUUUAUUCUGACGAGUAAGCUUCGCUAAAGAAUCCACGCCCUAAAGCACCAGGUAUGGCAGCUGCCACACCUUCAUCACUUGCCAGUUCUGUAGAAAAGACUAAUGGAGCUAAGCUCUGCAGACUUCUUAUUGAUGGUGGUACAGCGGUUUUGAGGAAAUGGUUCAAUACCUUUCACCCCCCCAGCAAACUAGCUGCUGGUCUCAGCUCCCACUUCACAACACUGCACACUCUUUUCAAGAAAAAGGUUCUGCGUUUAGCCCAGUGGGACCAACUUUUCCCACCUAAUGGGGAUCCAGCUGAUUCCAAAGAAUUUGAUAUCACUCUUUUGUUUCUCCUUUUGACCAACAUGUAUGGCCUCACCCCUCCCUCCUCAGGAUGGCACGCGAUGCCACCUGUUGGUGACACCUCUUUCGAGGCUAACCUUGCUCGAGUGAAGUUUUUCCGCAAUGAGCUGUAUGGCCACGUGUCGACCACUGGUGUUGAAAUGUCAGUGUUUUUGUCUCUGUGGCAGGAAAUUCGCGCAGUCCUUGUUGAUCUUGGGUUUGACCAGGUAGAAAUAGAUAGAUUAGAAGCGGAACAUAGCGGAGAGGAGGACUGUAUUGACUUGUUACGUGAGUGGUCUGAAAGUGAAGAAGAUACGAAGUCACAGCUGAGGGAUAUACGGAAUUUCCAGAUACAGAUGCGUGAAGACGUUGCAGAUCUACGUCAAAACCAAAUAGAAGACCAGAAAAUACUUGAGGAUACCAGGUUUAAGUUGGAUAAAUUGUCCCAAUGCCAGGCAAAAACUCUUGAGGCUGUUGAAGAAAUGCAAGUAGGUAUCGAAGAAUUUAAACAGGUAGCUGAGUACGAAAAGAAGAAGAGAGAAGAUUAUUAGGAAGCUGAGGCCCUUAAAAACCUAGCGAAGGUUGACUUCCGGGAGGACAUUGAAUAUCAUGCCCAAAGAUUCCAGGAAGGAACCCGUGAGUGGAUCUUCCAAAAGAUUGAUGAAUGGUUAGACGACAAAAGCUCCGAAAAUCGAGUAAUGGUCAUCAGUGGUAAUGCUGGUAUGGGAAAGUCAGUUAUCUCCGCUGUUGCGUGUAAGAGAAUGCAAGAAGCUGGUCGACUGUCAGGAAGCCACUUCUGUCAGCACAACAACGUGCGCUAUUGAAAUCCGCAGCUGAUGCUUCAAUCCUUGGCGUGUCAUUUGACACACACCUUACCCGAGUACAAGGAAGCUCUCUUGGAAAAACUAUCACGGAAUCUGGGGGCACCGCUCAACAGCUUGGGUGUCGAAGUGCUCUUUGCUCUGUUUUUGAAGGAGCCUCUUAAUGCUGUUAAAGAUCCUGGAAGAAACAUCUUGAUGGUGAUAGAUGGCUUGGACGAAAGUGAAUAUCAAGGACGCAAUGAGCUUCUCGAUGUCAUUGGUAAGCAUUUUUUUAAGCUCCCAAAAUGGAUUCGAUUUCUAGUGACAGCCCGACCAGAAAUAAACAUUACGGAGAGACUGAAGCAUCUGCAACCCAUGCACCUUAACCAAAAACAGGAAGAGAACUUAAGCGACAUUAAGCGCUUCUUUGAACUACGUCUGGGAAACCAACUUGAGCAAGAACGUAAGAAUGUGCUCUUGGACAAACUGGUUGAAAGGACCGAAGGUAUUUUCCUGUUUGCAUACUUUCUUAGUGCUGUACUCGAAGAGAAUGCCUCGCCAAUUACUCUCGAGGAGGUGGAGAGCAGAUUGCCUUUGGGUAUUUCAUCCGUUUAUCUCGAUCAUUUUAAACGGUUAGAAAAGGAACUUUGCAAAGAGUUAAAGAUUGAAGAAGAACAAGUGUUACAUUUCCUAUGCGCCCUAACCGCUUCCAGAGAGCCCCUGCCGUUGGCCUUUGCCUCCAGAACAUUACAACCUUCUGGGAACUGUUCCACUGCCAGGCGAAAAGUAAAUAAAAUAAUCGCCUGUAUCUCUUUUCUUUUGCCAAUCUGCCACGAUCGAGUUCACUUCAUCCAUAAGUCUGUGAAAGAUUGGUUAACAAAUACGUCGUCGUAUGGUCAGCAUGAAUUCAUCGUGGACGAGAAAGAGGGGCAUAAGAUCCUCUUCGACCUUUGCACUGUUGAGCUUGACAAAAUUAAAGACAAGAAGCUUCUUGCUUCCCAGUUCAACGAAGCUGAACAGUACGCCUUGCAACAUGGUGUCCAGCAUAUGACGGAGCUGGAUGGACUGGGUGAUCAUUCAACAAACUACAUCGUAGAUCACCUGGUAAAUUCCUACGUCAUAGAUUUAGAACUCAUUUUUUGUAGACUUUGUGUGAACAGCGUGGUUCCUUCAGAUAAUCUCCAAAGUGUUCAAAGGAACGUCAACGUUGCUUCACUGCAAGAGGGAACUUAUUCUCUGUUACGCCAUCUGUCAAAAAACCCUUCGAAAACAUUCCUAUCUGUUGAAGGACCACCCACAAGCUUUGUUUCAAAGUCUGGUCAACGAAGGCUCCCACAAGCUAUCACUUCACUGCAAGAGGGAACUUAUUCUUUGUUAAGCUAUCUGUCAAAAGCCCUUCGAAAACAUUCCUAUCUGUUGAAAGACCACCCACAAGCUUUGUUUCAAAGUUUGGUCAACGAAGGCUCCCCCGAGUUAUCUCUUAGAGCAGCAGCAAUCCUUGAAAACAAGCUUCCUCAUGCCUCGUACAUGAAAUACUUAGACAAAGAAGAAGAGCGAGGAGGGGUACAAGGUCGAUUUUACUGUUCAGAUAGUGUGGCAUGCUUCGAUGUUUCACCUGAAAUGGAUUAUAUGGUGUGCGAAUGCCGAGACGGAUUAAUUUUAACUGACUGUGGUGAUGAUCCAAAGAGACUCUCUUUGUGGAGCAUGGAAGAUGGCAAGAAGCUAUGGUGCAUAUCUUUGCAAGAUAACGUUGCAUCUUUUUCUAUUUCCCAAGAUGGAUCACUCGUCGCAGUCGCAGAUAGUCCUGGGUCUGUGUUAAUUAUUGACUCGGAAACAGGGGAGGGACAAUGUUUGUGGAAAAUCAAAUAUAUCCUAUGUGGACUAAUGCACCUCGCCUUCAAUGUUAAGUACACCCUCACUUGUGGUUAUCUAGGUUUCAGGUCCGAAGACGUUGGACACAAUCGAUACCGUUGGGUGUGGAAUGGUGAGAAUCGGUACCAAAUAUGUUCAUUCCAAAAGGAAGAUCUAUUCUCUUCCUCACCAGGCGUCUCAUGGCCGUUGCUUCCGACAGGCAAUUUUUUUUUAUGGCCUAUUGAUUUAAGAACUUUGGACUUAGACGACUUUUACAAGCAAAAUGGAGUGAACUGUCUGGUGAAGAGUGUAAGGCGUGUUUUUCCAGAUUUAAGUGCAGGGUUUUACACGAGGUUAUCAGACAAUUCAAUACUGGCCAGUAGCCCAUCUUUCAACUACGUUGCGUUGUUAGACGUGAGUCAUCGAGAUUGUUCAUCUGAAAGCUCAGCAGUCAAUGAGGUGAUGCUUUCACCUGAGGGAGAUACUCUGUACUCCAUUUGUUCGGAUCACAGGUCUUGUGAAGUGACCGUUUUAAGAUUGUCGAAUCAAAACAUUUUAACGCCGAAGAAGUCUUUCCUUGUUCCGUCUCUGUUUCUUCUCCCUGUGAAAGAAGGCGUUGUACUUAGUAUGGGGAAUGGAGUACCAGAGCUGUGGAAUUUUGAAUUGACCAGACGUAUUCGACCUCUUCCCAAAUUGAGUGGCUACGAAAGGCUUUCUCGUGUAUCACAUGAACUCAUAGCUUGUCAAGGGCAGAGCCAUUAUUUAACGGAAAAGGAGGUUACAAGCCAAUAUCCGUUAUUUGAAGGAACCCACCUUCCGGAAUUGGGAGUUUCGUAUUCACCAGUGGACACUGAAACAGCUUCGGGUGUGCAUGAUUCAACAGAAAUUUCAGAUAAUGCAAUUUCACCCAACUCAUUUGAUUUUGCACUGAUGCAACUGUGUUUUCCUCUUUUAAGCUUAACCGCCGAUAGAAUGCUUGAAGUGGACAUCUUCAACGUUACCACUCAGGAGUUUAUCUUUUCAAAGGUUUCUCAUGACGUUGCUAUUAAAUUUGUUUGCUGCAAUAUUCGGGGUGAGUUUCUCGUCUGUAGUUGUGAGGAAAUAGACGAUGACUUUUUUGAAAUAGAAGAGUUGACAUUUUCGUUGAGAAAGAACGGCUCCCACAAAAAUUUGUGGGAAAGAAAGAGUAGGAAGUUUUUUGGAGAAUCUUUUUCGCCCCGGCUUAUUUUUUCGCCCACAGAAGAGUUUAUUGUGACUUGGGGUUCCCUCGGUGAAGGUGAUGGUUUACAUAUCCUUGAUGCUAGAUGCGGUGAAACGAGGCAGAGUCUGCUUAAAAACCGCGAUGACAUUGUUGACUGCAAAUUUGCUUGUGACGACGAGUCCUUGCUUUGCUGUACUAGUGACAACUUCCUUCGAUUGUUUCAAAUAAGAACCGGUGACCUGCUCUGCAUACUCGACAUAGAGGAAAGACCGUUCAGUUUGGGGGCCUCCGCACGUGAAGAUCUUGUAGCCGUUGGUUUGUCGUCGGGUAGAUUGAAAUUUAUCCAUGUGGAGCUACCAAGAAGAAAAGAAUCAGACCGUAAAGGUAUAAAAGUGAUGCUUUCACCUGAGGGAGAUACCCUGUAUUCCAUUUGUUCGGAUAACAGUUCUUCUGAAGUGACCGUUUUAAGAUUGUCGAAUCAAGAAAUUUUAACGCCGAAGAAGUCUUUCGAAUUUCCGUCUCCGUUUCUUCUCCCUGUGAAAGAAGGCGUUGUACUUAGUAUGGGGAAUGGAGUGCCAGAGCUGUGGAAUUUUGAAUUGACCAGACUUAUUCGACCUCUUCCCAAAUUGAAAGGCUAUGAAAGACUCUCUCUUAUAACAAAUGAACUCAUAGCCUGUCACCGUUAUUUAACGGAAAAGAAGCUUACAAGUGAAAAUCCGUUACCUGAAGGAACAGAUCUGCCGGAAGUGGUAGUUUCAUAUUCACCAGACCCAUAUGAUUUUUCACUGAUGGAACUGAGCUAUCGUCUUUUAAGCCCUAUCGCCUUUAAGAUGCUUGAAGUAGACAUCUUCAACGUUGCCAGUGAGGAGUUUAUCUAUUCUUGGAAAACAAAGGUUUUUUACGACGCCAGAAUUGAAUUUGUUUACUGCAAUGUUCGGGGUGAAUUUCUCGUCUGUAGUUGCGAGGAAACAGUCGAUGGCCUUCUUGCCAUAGAAAAGUUGACAUUAUGGUUGAGAAAGAAAAACUCCCACAAAAAUUUGUGGGAAAGGAAGAGUAAAAAGUAUCAUGGAGAAUCUUUUCGCCCAGGUUAAUUAUCGCCCAAAGAAGAGUUUGUUGUGACUUGGGAUUCCCUCAAUGCAGGUUAUGGAUUACAUAUCCUUGAUGCCAGAUGCGGUGAAACGAGGCACAAUCUGCUUAAAAACCACGAUGACAUUGUUGACUGCAAAUUUGCUUGUGACGGUGAGUCUUUGCUUUGCUGCACUAGCGACAACUUCCUUCGAUUGUUUCAAAUAAGAACCGGUGGCCUGCUCUGCAUACUCGACAUAGAGGAGAGGCCGUUCAGUUUGGGGGCCUCCGCACGUGAGGAUCUUGUAGCCGUUGGUUUGUUGUUGGGUAGAUUGAAAUUUAUCCAUGUGGAGCUACCAAGAAGAGAAGAAUCAGAACGUGAAGGCUUACUGACCAAGACUAAAUGGAAGUGA